AUGGCCUUCACAACCAGCUUCCCGGCCGACACGGUGCCGCAGGCGCCAGAGGAUCCUCUCUUUGGCCUUGCCCGCGCCUACAGGGCUGACAACAGCCCGCUCAAGGUUGACCUGGGAAUUGGCGCCUACCGAGAUGAUAAUGCCAAGCCUUGGGUUCUUCCCGUGGUCAAAAAGGCUGAUGAAAUUCUCCGAAACAACCCCGAAUUGAACCACGAAUAUGCCCCGAUUGCUGGUAUCGAGAGCUUCACCAGCAAGGCUGCGGAGCUGAUGCUCGGCGCCGACUCCCCCGCGAUCCAGGAGCGCCGCACCACGUCAGUGCAGACCAUCUCGGGAACUGGUGCCGUCCACAUGGGCGCGCUGUUCCUCUCCAAGUUCUACAAGGGUAGCCGGGUCGUAUAUGUGUCCAAUCCCACAUGGGCAAACCACCACCAGAUCUUCAACAAUGUCGGCAUUCAAGUCGCCCAGUACCCCUACUGGAACAAGGAGACCCGAGGACUGGAUUUUGAUGGCAUGAAGUCUACCAUUGCCGCAGCCCCCGAGGGCUCCAUCAUCCUGCUCCACCCCUGCGCUCACAACCCAACCGGAGUCGACCCAACACUAGACCAGUGGAAGGAGUUGGCCGUUGUUAUCCGAGAGAAGAAGCACUUCCCCUUCUUUGACUGCGCCUACCAAGGCUUUGCCUCUGGCGACCUUGCUCGAGACGCCGCCGCUGUGCGCUACUUUGUCCAGCAAGGAUUCGAGCUCGUAGUUGCCCAGAGCUUCGCAAAGAACUUUGGCCUUUACGGAGAGCGAGCUGGCUGCUUCCACGUUGUGACCGCCCCUGCUGCCGACGCUACCACUACCAUUACCCGCAUUGCAUCUCAGCUGGCCAUUCUCCAGCGAUCAGAAAUCUCCAACCCUCCCUUGUAUGGUGCCAGAAUAGCCAGCACCGUUCUCAAUGACGCCGCGCUCUUUGAGGAAUGGGAAGGCAACUUGAAGACAAUGUCAGGCCGCAUCAUCGAUAUGCGCAAUGCUCUCCGAUCCAAGCUUGAGGAGCUGGGAACCCCAGGAACCUGGAACCACAUCACAGAUCAGAUUGGCAUGUUCAGCUUCACCGGUUUAUCAGAAGCCCAGGUUCUGAAGCUCCGCGAGGAGUACCACAUCUACAUGACCAAGAACGGCCGAAUCAGCAUGGCCGGCCUAAAUACACACAACAUUGACCACGUGGCCCAGGCCAUCAGAAAAGUGGUUGGUGAGACACAAUAA
Trichoderma asperellum CBS 433.97 is the source of this 1245-nucleotide messenger RNA. RefSeq lists its product as uncharacterized. Gene Ontology annotation, cellular component: cytosol. Gene Ontology annotation, biological process: L-aspartate biosynthetic process. Gene Ontology annotation, molecular function: pyridoxal phosphate binding; L-aspartate:2-oxoglutarate transaminase activity. Lineage: Eukaryota; Fungi; Ascomycota; Sordariomycetes; Hypocreales; Hypocreaceae. The record is from RefSeq and is a predicted model, not a curated record.